AUGUCGAGCAUGGCCGAAUCUCAAUCUGAUCAAAGCGAAAAUGAACGGCCAGACGACAGAUCCCAGAGUGAAGAUGAUUCAAAUGACGACAACGAGUCCAGCGAUGAAAGCUCUGAUGAUUCCGACGGCGGAGGAUUGCUCGACACUAUGGCCGCUGACGGCAGCGAUACAGAAUCCAGUGACGACGAAGAUGAGUACCAAAGUCACUUCAAAUCAGAUUCAACCGACCAUUACUUUCCGCAAUUUUGUCGGCUACCCAUAGAGUUGCGCAAUCGCAUCUGGGAAUUGUUCUGUCCCGAACUGCGCGCUCGCUAUCGUGUUCUUGACUUCGUUAUUUCCUGGGGAUCUUCAAGAUAUACCGAGUCUGACCGUGAUUUCGCAUGGACCGUCAGGGAUGGCCUUGCGCUAGACGAUCAAACGAAAAACCUGCGCGCAGUCUUUGCAGUCCACCAAGAAUCUCGCGCCUUUGCGACAAACGCUUUUCCCCACUCCCUCAGCAUAGAGGGAGGCUCUGGAGACGCCACUGUUCGGUUCAACCAGAAGUCGGAUGUUGUUCUUGUCAACAGCCUCAACCAUACUUCUGGAAAGCAGAUUUUUUACCUACCCGACUUUGCGAGCGAAGUAAAAAACCUUGCAUUUGGCGGGCCUGCUAUCCUUGACAAUCUCAUGAAUUUCAGUAUGGCUAAACUAUUGGAGGAGUUUACACAAUUCGAAUCAUUCUACGUCAGCGUCUCCAGCACGGAUUGUCAAAAGUCGACCCUGCAUUGGUGCACGUCCGAUUUAGUCAAUCACUACCGAACAGAAACAUACGAAAAACAACCUGGCCUGGGAGAAGAUUUGCAGUUCCUGUGGUGCUGGCCCGAUUUGGAGCGACACCCAGACUUUGCGAAAUAUCAGAUCAACAGAGACACAUGGGACAAUCUACCAAAUCCCAUCAACAACAUUCUGGAGAAAAGAGGGAUCAAGGCUUGGCCAAUGGUUGCUUUUGAGUAUGAGAGUGGACUGCGAAAAUUCGAGUUGUUACAAACCCUUGGACCUGACUUUGGCGACGACAGCGACAGUUCGGAUGAGGAAUACAAUGAUGACGACGACAAUGGGCCGGAUUUAGACCAAUACGAAAGCGAUGGAAUUGACGACGACGAGAUCAUCGAGACGUAUGAAGAUUCAGAUGAUGACGGCAUCUCAUUAGCCAGCGGAUCACCAGAGCCUGCUCGACAGCUCCACCAGAUUUCCGACGACGAGGACGAUGACGAUGGUGUGGGGGCCAACUUUUCCGAACCGGAACCCGAGCCUGAGUCUGCACCUGUGCAGCGUGGUCGUAAACGUCGCGUGGUCUCAGAUUCAGAUGACGAGGAGGAGGAAGAUGUCCAGCCUUUAACAAAACGUGCCAGGGUUGUCAUUGAGUCCGACGACGAAGAUGAUGAACCACAAGUUUCUCAGCCAGAGCGAAGCCAAAAGCGGGCAAGGACAUUGGUAUCUGAUGAUGAAGACGACGAUGAACAAGGUGGCGUCUCGAGACAAGACUCGGACAAUGGAGAUUCCUCCAGCAGCGAAGAAGAAAGCGAAGAUUCGGAUGAAGAAGACGCGCCGCCUGCAAAGCUUUCUUUAGCAGAGCGUCUACGUCUCCACCGCGAAGAGAAUCCUGUUGAUAAUGAGGAUUCGGAUGAUGCAAGCAGCAGGACUGCAGAUGUGGACAGCGAAGAGGAUGAAGAGGAUGAUGACGAGGAGCGCAAUCCAUUCAUGAUGGGCAUGGCUGAUGAGUCUGAUGGCGAAGGAGAAGAUUAUGACGAGGACGAUUACUGA
This is a messenger RNA of Fusarium poae, 1803 nucleotides long. RefSeq lists its product as uncharacterized. The record is from RefSeq and is a predicted model, not a curated record. The transcript has a single exon. Bases 1 to 1803 code for a protein of 600 amino acids. Lineage: Eukaryota; Fungi; Ascomycota; Sordariomycetes; Hypocreales; Nectriaceae.